UGACUUCUAUGUUCUCAUCUAAAAAGGGGGCUUUGGUACAAAGACUUUGAGAUUAUAAUUGUACUCACUUGCUUCCCUGAUCGAUUGAUGAGCAGUUGCAUUUAUCAAGACUCUUGAGCAAACUCUGCAAUGGACCGAAAAUAUAGCAAGGCCCCUAAUGGAGCCCAAAUYAUUUCAUUGAAGCUGUCAACACUGGAGCAAACAAGGUUGGCUGGCUCCAAACGGAAAAGGGAAAUCGAGGAAGGCAACGAGCCCAUGGAGAAGAAAGCUCGUGGAGAGYUUGCAGAUCUCUCUCAUGAAGAGCUGUCCAGGAUCUACCUGUCCAGUAAGAGGCUGGAGCAAUGGUGCCACACCCCGUUCUUUGCCACCACUGUGACUGGCUGCUUCAUCAGGGUAACUAAUGACAGCAGCAGCGACCCAGUUCACUGUGUCACAGAAAUUGUGUCUGUGGUGGAGGAGAGGCAAGCCUACCAGUUUGGAUCCACACGGACAAACCUGGCAUUGAAACUCAGGCACGCUGGUAUAGAGCAGAUUGUGUCUCUCAGGUGUGCAUCAAAUGAGAAAUUCACAGAAAGUGAGUUCAAGCAGUGGACACGGGCGAUGAUGGAUGCUGGGAUGCAAGUCCCAACUACAGAUAGAAUCACAGAAAAGGAGCAGGUCAUCAAUGGAGCCCUGUGUCAUACCUUCACUGAGAAAGAUAUUGAUUUUAUUGUGGAACGGAAGAACAGAUUCCGAGUAGCACCUCUGAAUGUUGCCAAGAGGAAAAUUCAAUUAUUUCAAGAACGGGACAUGGCAAGAAUGCACGGAGACACUGAGAGGUUGAAAGAGAUCCUGGAAGAACUGAAAAAGUUAAACGAGGGCACAAAACAACCUGAAAAACCGAAGAUGACGGAGGUAAAUCUGAAGAUCAGACCCUCUACCGUUGUUAAGUCCAGGAGAAGAGCCCCUCCAAAAGCACAGGCUGACCAUUAUCAGGGAAUAGGCCCUUUCAUCCGGAGAAGGACCAGACCAAUCAUGUUCACAAKACUUAAAAACAACCCAAAACUCUGUGAAGCUAUUUACGCUGAGCUCGACCGGAGGUACGGCGGUGGAUCCACAUCAGAGGACACCAGCUCUGUUUGAGGACUGAGCAGGGUUAUUAUGUUUAAAGAAAACUAAGACUAAAACUAAAACUAAUACUAGCAAUGAAAAAAUAA
This is a messenger RNA of Paralichthys olivaceus (Japanese flounder), 1196 nucleotides long. The record is from RefSeq and is a predicted model, not a curated record. Lineage: Eukaryota; Metazoa; Chordata; Actinopteri; Pleuronectiformes; Paralichthyidae.